GCGGCGCGAACCGCCCAGCUCCCGCGGCCGGGCUGGGCUCCGGACCUGCCGGCCCGCUGGUGGGGAAGGAGGCGGGCGGAUGGUCUGGCCUCCGAGGGGACGGGGCCUCCUCCUGUCUUGGGAGCUGGAGGCCUGUCUGCGCCAGGCUCGGCGCCCGCACGGAUGCCCGCACAGCGGCCGGGCUCAGGUGUGCCCGAGCCGGGCUUGGCCACAGCCCGCAGGCCGGUGCAGGGGAGAUGCGCUCGCCAUGCCUGCGAGCCGCCUGAGGUUGCUGCUCGCCCCAGCCACGCCUGCUCCGAGGCCGAGAGCCAGGAUGGCAUUAGCUCUGUGUCUGCAGGUGCUGUGCAGCCUGGGGGGCUGGCUCUCGCUCUACAUUUCUCUCUGCCGCCUGACUAAGCACCGAAGCUAUGAGUGGAGCUGCCGCCUGGUUACCUUCACCCAUGGAGUCCUCUCUAUAGGCCUCUCUGCUUAUAUUGGCUUCAUUGAUGGCCCUUGGCCUUUUACCCACCCAGGCUCACCUAAUACACCUCUCCAAGUGCACGUUCUGUGUCUCACCUUGGGCUACUUCAUCUUCGACUUGGGCUGGUGCAUCUACUUCCAGUCUGAGGGUGCCCUGAUGCUGGCUCACCACACACUGAGUAUCUUGGGCAUCAUCAUGGCCCUGGUGCUUGGAGAGUCAGGCACAGAGGUCAAUGCAGUCCUCUUUGGAAGUGAGAUUACCAACCCCUUGCUGCAGAUGCGCUGGUUUCUCCGUGAAACAGGGCACUACCACAGUUUCACUGGAGAUGUGGUGGACUUCCUCUUUGUGGCUCUGUUCACCGGAGUGAGGAUUGGCGUAGGAGCUCGCCUCCUUUACUGUGAAAUGGUCUCACCCAAGCCCAAGUGGUUUGUAAAGGUUGGGGGAGUAGCGAUGUAUGCUGUGUCUUGGUGUUUCAUGGUUAGCAUCUGGCGCUUUGCAUGGAGGAAAAGCAUCAAGAAGUACCAUGCCUGGAGAAGCAGGCGAAGUGAGGAGUGGCAGCGAAAAUGUAAUGGACAUGUCAAGACGCACUCGCCAAGGCUUGCUCCAGAUAAUGGAUUGGGUUAAGUCAGCCGUGGGAACCAGGUUGGAAAUAUGGCUGUUACGGAAUCACGCUUAUAACAAACUUAGGUUUCUAAAAAGGGCUAAAUGUCUUGAUCAGUUUGGUUGGUCUUCGAGUGCGGCACAUACCAGUAUUAAAACACUAACUUCUACCAUCGCACAGUUGUAGAAAGUGCGACUCCUCCUCAGUGGUAGUUGUGCAUCAGUCAGAACUGUGAGGUGAGCACUGCUGCAUCCCUUUUAGUCUGUGGUGACCCUGGGUCCUCUCGUCGCUAGGAGGCUGGAUCGUCAGACAGCUUAGAAAGGAACUCGAAAAAGAUUACUGCUCUUUCUUCCUUAUUCCUUUGAGAAGUGACUCCUUCAACACUUUCCAUGUAGCAAUUUAUAAUAAUUCACCCCAUUUACUAAAAAGGGAGGAACUUCCAGGAAGAAGAAUGCCUUUGACAUUCUGACCAUUAGAUCAGGGGAUUGAAUCUGCUUAAACGAAGGGGACAGAGGAUGAGAGAAGGAUGGGGGUGAAGCUGUGGCAGUGGUGAUGGGUUACUUACUGAGCAUCCCUGUACCAACUGCAUCUGGGGUCCCCACGACCACCCUCAGGUUCGCUAGGAGGACUCACGAGACUCAGUACAUAGUAGUACUCAUUGCUUUAUUAUAGGGGAAGGAUACAAAGACAGAUCAGAAAAGAGAAGAAGCACCUGGGGCAGAGUACAGGGGAAACCAGGCCUAAGCUUCUGGAGCCCUCUCCCAGUGGGAUCACACAGGACGUGCUUAAUUCUUCUAGCAACGAUUUCCGACAAUAGGUGUGAAAUGUCCACCAAGGAAGCUCAUUAGAGACUCAGUGCCCAAGGUUUUUAUUGGGGGCUGGUCAUGUAGGCAGCCUUUGCCUGGUGGGUAGCAAAAUUCCUGACUCCCAACAGGAAAGCAGGUAUUCAGCAUAAACCAUAUUUGCACAAACAGUUUAGGCACAGUGAGCCAGUCUUAUCAGUUAAGGGUGGGAGCUCUCCCGAAAUCUAAGCUCCCAGAUGCCAGCCAAGGGCCAGCCUUGCAAGCAGCCUUUCCAAGGAGAGCAGUUCAGUCCUGCCAUGUUAACUCUUUCUGCACAAAAACCAUAGAGCCAGGGCUUUGGAUGAGAGAUGAAUGAGGUGUGGGCAGAUUUACCGAGUCCUGUUGUACGGGUUCUGCCCAACCAGGAAAACCAUGCCAGUUCUCAGGGCUUUGUGCAUUAAUCUCGUAGGCAUGAGAGGCUGUGACUAAAUUCCAUAGGGAUUUACCCUGUGGAUUCCACUGAGCUUGAGAUGACAGUUCAGGUUUCAGCUCUGCUGUGCACACUGCAGGCUAGACCCAGAGAACCAAAGUGUGUCCUGGCCUCAGGGGGAUGAGGCUAAUUUUUUUGCAUUUCGGAUACAUUCCCUUUUAGUCCUCUUACAACUUUUUCUUUUUCUCGGAAAAAGGUGCCAGUGUCUAUGGACAGAAUGUUAUGACAAGGCCAGUCUUGGAAGGAAAAAAUAUUUUUUAGUGUGAUAGUCUCUAAUCUCACCUAGGAAAAGCAAGAGUGUAAGCACAGAACAAGGGGAUAGGAAUCAAGAAUUCCUGGGCUCUUUUAACUAAUAUUGCUACUCACUUGCCAGAUCAUUUGGGCAGGUCGCUUGUUUACUCUAUGCCUCAGUUUAAACCCUGUUGUGAAUGAAUGAAAUACCCCAUUGUGUAUUUCAUAGAGACAAUAUGUGGCAUUUUAUUAAGGGAGGUCUUUAACGUAGGGCUUUUAUGAAAAAAUGAAGUAUUUAUUUAUUUAUAUAUUUGUUGUUUACUUAUUUAUUUGACUAUGUUAUUGAGGCCCAUGGUGACUGAUUAGCUCAGUUGGUGAGCCAGUGUAUGGGGUUCUUGAAGUCAAGGCUGAAGGUCAGUAGGAAGUGUGAGCCCAUCCUAUGGUGACUGGUAAUCCCAACCUAAUGAGUGGUCUUGAAAAUGGAUAUCAUUGGCCAGGCAUGACGGAGUGGUUGGAACCACGUAAAGUCAUCAUUGCUCUGGGAAAAGCAACUUGAAAAGGCAUGUUGACAGUGAGUCUUCUCAAAUGACUGUCAUUUGGUUAAAGAGUUUUGCUGGCCAUGGAAAUAAUCUGACGGUAGCAUCUCUAUCUCUUUUUGUCUACGAUCAGUAUCCCUAAAAUGCUGGUUAGGUUCCUUCCAACAAAUUUGUGGUCAAAGUAGGAUGCCGGGGAGUGCUGAUUUUAGCAAAAGCCUAGUAAAAAAGAGUGGCUUGGCGCAUGAGCUUAAAAAAAAAAAAAAAAGAAAAAGGAAAAGCUGGCUCUUGAAUUUGGGCACAGGGUAACCUGUUCCAUACCAGCCAAAUGAAUAGGCUUAAUCUGGUACCAAUUCUUUCUCCCUACUCUUCAGAAAUGAAGGGAUUGCAGAUCUUGCUGUUGUGGGGUACUCUCAUGGGAAUGUAUGUAGUUUUUUUGAAUUUUGAGAAACCUAAAUAAUGCUAAGGGAAAGAGAUUUCCUCAUUUCAGCUAUUCUUGAUGUUGCAGCUAAUACCUAUGAAGGAAACUCUCUGAGGGAGAAAUGAGAAAUAAAGAUGACUCAGCAGUUAAGAUGCUGAGUUUUUACAUCACAGGUAAAUGAAGGGCUAAUUCACUUGUGUGGUCAGACCAAGUGCAGGACUCAUUUGCAUUUGGAUUACUAUGUAAUAAUUACUAACACUGCUCAAGAAGGAUUUAUAUUUCAGUAAGAUUUGUACUAAAUUUUAUAAAAAUAAACAACUUUUUAUCAACCCAGA
Equus caballus (horse) is the source of this 3853-nucleotide messenger RNA. RefSeq names its product TLC domain containing 5 (gene TLCD5). NCBI's taxonomy places the organism in Eukaryota, Metazoa, Chordata, Mammalia, Perissodactyla, Equidae. Gene Ontology annotation, cellular component: membrane. The record is from RefSeq and is a predicted model, not a curated record.